Molecule: messenger RNA, 1350 nt
Organism: Darwinula stevensoni
Lineage: Eukaryota; Metazoa; Arthropoda; Ostracoda; Podocopida; Darwinulidae
Source: the annotation of a GenBank genome assembly
UAGAGACUGAAAUGGUUUCCAUUCUUUCCUCCUUGUAACAGAUUGAAUCAGAGGAAAAAGUACGAGUUGCCAGAGAAGCAGUCGACAAGAAGCCAGGGAAUAAUACAGGUCCAGUUCUCAACUACACGAACUGUGUCUAUCUCUAUGCAGAUUCAGUUUCAAUCAGAACCUAUGUGAUUGAUGGAAAGCCUCUCAACCAGAAAGUGAAACUUCACCAAGUCAAAAGGGUAACACCAACUUGUGGCAAGGACCAGGCCACCAUCGAUGUAACAUUUGAGGACACUGAUGUCUUGACCAAGGUUACCCUCAGGAUGGAGUUCAAGAAGAAAUGGGGAAACAGCUGGCGAAUGAGUGGCUUCAAUGUGACCUUCACAGCCAAGGUCAACUCUGUGGAUCUCCCUGAGAAGACAUUGAGGCUUCACACCAAUGAUGUUGUGGCUCCCAUGAACAUGUCCUUUCAAUGCCAGGACCCUGAUCCCUUCGCAACUCGCAACCCAAAGGAGUACGAUAUGUCUGUCUCCCUUAUUGGACUCCAGGUGCAAUGGAGUGGGUCAGAAAGCAAAGUCCCAUCUGUAGGAGAGGCAGAGACGUGCUCGCUUUUCAUGACCGUCCCGAUCCUGUCGGGACUGUUUAUCACGCUCAUCUUUGCCAUCAUCAUGUGGUGGGCCCUUUCCAACAUAAUGUCUAUCACAACCAUUGACCAGUUUGACGACCCCAAGGGCAAGACCAUCACUGUGCCGCAGACCAGCGAAUGAACCCAUCUCUACGAGCCAUUCCUUGUUGCUUCAACAUUCCCUUGAAUUUCAUUGACCUUGGUCUCUAUACAAAAGUCACAAGAUUGAGAGGCCUGGGUUUGCUCUCCCAUUUGAGUGAUAUUUCCAUUUGAGUGAUUAUCUAUAGAGUUGGAACUUUCCCAUAUUUCAUAUGUCCCCUGAAAAUCUUCUGAGACAACGCAUGGGAAUACAUUCUGCUUCAGAUUUUGUCCCAAGGGUGAUAGGUUGUGAAUGGACCUGAAUCAGAGUAAUGUCUUUCUAUGAUGUAACUGUGAGAACAAUGGAAGCAAGUGUUUUCUCAUUUAAUUUGUACCAUUUAUGUUUAUCAGUUGAAGCCAUUAUGAUAGGAAAGUUCCAGCCCUAAUUCUGUGCAAUCAGUGGUAUUCUCGUGUGGAUUCUUGUUUGAAGUAACAAAAAUCAACUCCCAUCAGUGAGUUCUUACCCAAUGUAGCUGAAGGAAGGAGCCCAUUCUAUCCCCCCCCCCUGUAUCCCUCUGCAUAGUGUGCUCUAGUCGUCCAUGGUUUCCCAAUAGUGUGAUCAUCCUAGAUUUUAUGCCAUCUCUGAGAUUGAAAGCUGU